AUGGCUUCGCGAGUGUGUGAGUACACACCCCACGCCACACUUGGGUCGCGCACUGGCACUGACUCUGUACUCUGAACCCACGCAGUCUCCUCAGCAGCUCAGCUGGCUCGGUCCACACCGGCGUCGACGGUCAGUCCGAGCGAGAUGCCGCUCUGUCGUGCUCUCCAGCGACGAGGCUGACCCUCUGACCCUCACACUGGACCCUUCCUCCCUUCCUACAGCGCUCGGUCAGCUCGGUCAGCUCGGUCCCCUCCAGUGUCGUUGUCCCUGCGACGCAGACCAAGAAGGUCUUUACACCCAAGGGGCCCGGAGGAAGGUGAGUCAAGAGGCAGAGCGGGCAGGAGCUGCGACGCCGGCCGACGCCAAUGGGUCGAGACUGACUCCUCCCCCUCCUCCCUCCUCCUCUCUCCAUCUCUCCACUUCCACAUCUAGGCACUCGUCAACGGGCCAUGUCGCAACCGUGUUCGGAGCGACCGGCUUCUUGGGUCGUUACCUCGUGUCCAAGCUGGCCAAGGCGGGCACGCAGGUCGUCGUGCCGUACCGUGACCAGGACGAGGCGUACGUUGGGAUUCUGAGGCUCGUACAACGAUGUCCGUUCAACUUAUUGAAGCUAAUGUUCGGCGCCAUCUCAUCGGGCAGUCGCCACCUCAAGGUCUGCGGUGAUCUCGGUCAGGUCGUCCCCAUGGCAAGUCUCCCACCACCCACAUCCCGCCCGCGCGCCGACCUCUAUGCCUCCGCAGGAAGUGCAAUCAUCUGACAUGAUCAUCAUAUUCCCCUCCCGUGUAUAGGAAUGGGAUUUGAAGAACGACACCCAGAUCGAGGAAUGCCUGCGACACUCGGACACAGUCUACAACCUUGUCGGGCGGGAUUACACGACCAAGUAUGUUGGGGUAGCCGUACCAUCAGCGCGGGCACCUACCUGUGCGGUUUCGGGACUGACACAGCCUUUAUCGAUCACUACUCCCCAGGAACUUCUCCUUUGACGAUGUGCACGUCUCGGGUGCGCGCCGCUUGGCCCGCAUCGCCCACAUCUCGGGUGUGUCGCGCUUCAUUCACCUCUCGCACCUCAACGCCGCGCCCGACUCGGCGUCGCAGUUCUACCGCACCAAGUUCCACGGCGAGCAGGCCGUCAAGGACGCGUUCCCCGAGGCGACGAUCGUGCGACCGGGGUGGAUGUACGGCCACGAGGAUCGCUUGCUCAACACGAUCGCCGUUAGUCCGAGUGUGUUCAGGGUCAACCAUGGGGAGACGAGGAUCGCGCCUGUUCAUGUGAGUGCGAGCGAACGAGCAUGUUUGAAAUAGGAACCAACCCCUAAAUCUGAUCUACCUUCCACCAGGUUAUGGACGUUGCCCAAGCGCUCUCGAUUAUGCUGACCGCUCCUUCGACCGCGUCCUCGACGUUCGCCUUCUCCGGCCCCCAAACCUACACCUUUGAACAACUCUUGCACUUCGUCGAAGCCCUGACUCUACAAAAACUCUCGGGCCCCAACUUCCCCAAACCCAUCUUGGCGCUCGCCGCUCGUCUGUGGGAUCUCGUCUGGUGGCCUACGCUGAGCCCCGAUGAAGUGACGAGGAGGUUCAUUGAUGAUGUGCAGAUUGAGCAAGGGUUGAAGGGGUUCAAGGAUUUGGGCAUCGAACCGGACGUGUUGGAGGACGUGGCGAUCGUUUAUUUGAGGAGGUAUCGUUCGAGGUGAGUUGUCGUCAGAUGGGGUGGGGAGCGGGCAAGUGAUUGGAGCAGCGCUGACUUUGCUUUCAUCACUUGCACUCGCUCUACUUGUGCAGUUCAUACUUUGAUUUGCCCGUCGCUUCGGGCGGGAUCAAGUUGAGGAGUCAGAAGUACCACGUUGUCGAAUAG
This is a messenger RNA of Microbotryum saponariae, 1855 nucleotides long. The record is from the annotation of a GenBank genome assembly. NCBI's taxonomy places the organism in Eukaryota, Fungi, Basidiomycota, Microbotryomycetes, Microbotryales, Microbotryaceae.